Chenopodium quinoa (quinoa) is the source of this 1858-nucleotide messenger RNA. RefSeq names its product probable inactive heme oxygenase 2, chloroplastic. The transcript has 5 exons. Gene Ontology annotation, biological process: heme oxidation; phytochromobilin biosynthetic process. Gene Ontology annotation, molecular function: heme oxygenase (decyclizing) activity. Bases 392 to 1378 code for a protein of 328 amino acids. The record is from RefSeq and is a predicted model, not a curated record. NCBI's taxonomy places the organism in Eukaryota, Viridiplantae, Streptophyta, Magnoliopsida, Caryophyllales, Amaranthaceae.
GUCAUUUAAAGUAAUUAUCAGAUCAAAUUAUAGUAAAAAUCAGUGUAUUAUUAAAAACUGUUAUUUUAAAUUAAGGUACUUUUAUUAAUUUAUCAAAUACUGUUAUUAAGUCAUUAAGUACUGUUAUUUAUCUUAAAAAAAAAAUCUGACGUCACUUGGUAUUGGGCGGGGUAGCCUAUACCGGGUAACGGUCCAUCAUUCCUCUUAAGAUACUCAUUGGCGGAGAUACUUUAGUGCCACUGAGUCACGUGAUUCAGCAAUUAGAUAAAAAAAAAAAGUACUCGGACACUCGGAGUACUCCUAUUGCCAAAUGCCAAUAGUCCGUGUAGGUGCUCAUCUAAUUGCAGUCCUUACGAGACAAGACGGCCAAUUUCCAAAAGCUGGCUAAAAAAUGGCGACAAUUGCAUUUUCUCUCCCCUCAAACAACAUCAUAUCCCCAUUAUCAACCCAACACAAACACCCCCUUAAUUCCCUCACCUCACUCAAAUUGCUCAAAACCCCAUUAAAUUCCAACAAAUUAUCAGCCAAAAUCUGUUGCUCCUCUGAAACCACCAUUCCCACAUUCACAACAACUACAACUUCUUCUUCAGAAUCAGAUACAGAAGAAGAACUAGAACAAGAACACCAAUUUGAGGAGAGAGAAUCAAACCCAUUUCCCUCAACGACGUCGUCUUCAAAUGGUGGGUUACCUCCACCUGUGCUGAAGAAGAGGAAGAGGUACAGGAAAGAAUACCCAGGUGAGAGUAAAGGGAUUACUGAAGAGAUGAGGUUUGUUGCCAUGAAACUUCGGAAUGAUAAAGGGUCUUCUAAGAAUGAUGUGUCUGAUAAUGGGGAUGAGUCUGAUGGGAGUUGGGAGCCUAGUAUUGAAGGGUUUCUCAAGUAUUUGGUUGAUAGUAAGCUCGUUUUUGAAACGAUUGAACGUGUUGUCGAGGUUUCGAACGAUGUUUCUUAUGCAUACUUUAGGAGAACUGGAUUAGAAAGAUCAGAGGGUUUGGCCCAGGACCUAGAAUGGUUCAGCCAACAAGGUAUGGCAAUUCCUGAGCCUAGCAAUCCUGGAAUUUCUUAUGCCUCAUAUUUGAAGGAGCUUGCAGAAACAAGUCCCCCAUUAUUUCUCUCCCACUUUUACAAUGUGUACUUCUCCCACAUAGCUGCUGGGCAAGUGAUAGCAAAGCAGGUUGCUGAUAAGCUUCUAAAGGAAAGGCAAUUGGAGUUCUUUAACUGGGAUGGAGAUGAGCAAGUAUUCCUGCAAGGGAUUAGAGAAACACUUAAUAGGCUCGCGGAGCAUUGGUCUCGUGAUGCCAAAAACAAAUGCUUAAAAGAGACUACAAAAUCAUUUAGGUACCUUGGUCAAAUUGUGCGCCUUAUCAUCAUCUUAUAAGGAAUUAUGAUCUAUAGUUCCCCGCUGCAUCUGACCCCAUUCCUGGUUCCUUGAUGCCUCUCCUGGAAAGCAAUCUGUUCUAAAAAUUAUGGAUGGAGGUGUAAUCAUCAACCUGCUGUUGCAACUUGCUGGUAGGUUCAUGUGGUUGGUGCCAAAAGCGAUCAUAUCUGCAUGCACAAAGCUCGUGUUUGCAGAAUCGAAAGUCCAGAAGGGUUCACGUUGCUCGCCCUUUGCCUAAAUACAAUUGCUUCUUUUGUUGAAUUGGCUAAGACUUUGCAUAACUGGGAUCAACUCAGCCACACACUGGGCUAUCUGUCAUUCCAUCAAAUGACCUGGACUAUCACUUCCCUUGUAUAAAUCAUGUUCAUGACUCUGUAAAUUCAGGAAGUUCAUGUCUUGUAAAUGGGAAUUUUUUUUACUAAAAGUUCGAAGUAUUAUGAAAAAAAUUGUGACUAAAAUUAUUUAUUUAUUUUAUGAAAG